AUGGGCGACUCACACGGCCUGGUGGCGGACGAAAAGACUGUCGCCAGCUCCUCCAAGAGCGAUCGACCGCUGUACAUGCAGACUCCUGGCCGCAAUGUCGUGCUGGUCCGUCGCCUGAAGCGCAAGGACGAGAGCGUCUGGAAGCCCCUCGCUCGCUGGUUCGUCGAGAACCAGGUCGGCUUGUCACUCAACCUGCUCGCUCUUCUGUUCCUGGCCCACGCCUGCAUCCCCAAAGCCAGAAUACACACGACCAAGUUCUUCCACCUCUCGUACUUCAACCAGAGGACGGGCAAGUAUGCUACCGGAUUUGACGAUGCCUAUUUGAUUGCCUUUUUCAUUGUCCUCUUCACCGGCCUUCGAGCCGGCACCAUGGACUACAUUCUGGCACCGCUUGGCCGACUCAACGGAAUCAGCAAGAAGAAGACCUUGACGCGGUUCACCGAGCAGGCCUGGUUACUGGUUUACUAUUGCGUCUUUUGGCCUACGGGCAUGUAUCUGUACUACAAUUCCCCCGCCUGGCUGAACAUGAGGGAGCUGUGGACCGACUGGCCGAACCGGGAGAUGGGCGGCCUCAUGAAGUGGUACAUGCUUGCCCAAUGGGCGUUUUGGCUGCAGCAGAUUAUCGUCAUCAACAUCGAGGAUCGGCGAAAGGACCACUGGCAAAUGUUUAGCCACCACAUCAUUACCACCGCACUGAUUUCGUCGUGCUACUGCUAUCACCAUACCCGUGUUGGAAUGUUCAUCUUGGUUAUUAUGGACGUGGUGGAUCUAUUCUUCCCUGUUGCCAAGUGUCUCAAGUACACCGGCCACAACACGCUGUGCGACUAUGCCUUUGCCCUCUUCAUGGUGUCCUGGUUUGUGGCGCGCCACGUCUUCUACGUCAUGGUCUGCUGGUCGAUUUACGCACACACCCCUGAGAUUAUGCCCAACGGAUGCUUCAUUGGAUCAAACGACGCCCUGGUUGGACCAGUGGAAGCCCCCGCCGGCUUCACGUAUCUGCUUGAGCCAUUCUUCAACUCGACGGGCCGUGUGUGCUACAACGAGACAGUCAAGUGGGCUUUCCUCGCACCCCUCCUUCUGCUGCAGGCCAUUACGAUUUACUGGUUCACCAUGAUCAUUCGCGUUGCCAUCAAGGUGAUUAGCGGAACUGGCGCUGAAGAUUCCCGGAGCGACGACGAGGCUGAAGAAGAUGAGGAUACGGAGGAGCUCAUCUACGAGGAAGUUCAACCGCUGGAGCAGGAGGUCGGAGUGGAGGAGCUGGACCUCAAAAGCUGGGAGCGACGCAACGGCCUUAAGAAGCAGGCUUCCGCCAGCGGAGUCAGCCUGCCGGGACACAGCGAUCGUAAGGAGCUUCUUGGCCGCAUUGGCUGCGAGAAACAGGUGGAAUAAAAGAUGAAUAUCCGGACAGGGAAAAGGAGGAGGAUGGGCAGGGCGGAGAGAGGUGUCUUUUCUUGGGAUGACGGCGUUGAGGAGUUUUGAGGCUACCCCCUUUACCCUUCUCUUCUGGGGAGGUGGGAGCCUCUUCCUUUUUUUCUCUCCUUUUUUCAAGCUCUUAACAUGAAACUUGUUUGGGAUAUGGGAUAUUUUCAACUGGUAGGGCUGUGCGACCUCUGGGAGCUCAGGCAGAGCGAGACGGACAGGCGGACAGAAGGACGAUGCUAGAAGCCUUUGAUACCAUGUGCUACGACAACUGACUUGACGAAGUGGAUUCUAUAGACUCGAUAGAGAGUUGAUUUCGCGUGGGUUAGUUCUUAUGACGAUUGAUUUUGCGGGAU
This is a messenger RNA of Trichoderma virens Gv29-8, 1775 nucleotides long. RefSeq lists its product as uncharacterized. The record is from RefSeq and is a predicted model, not a curated record. Bases 1 to 1389 code for a protein of 462 amino acids. Gene Ontology annotation, cellular component: membrane. Gene Ontology annotation, biological process: ceramide biosynthetic process. Gene Ontology annotation, molecular function: sphingosine N-acyltransferase activity. The transcript has 4 exons. Lineage: Eukaryota; Fungi; Ascomycota; Sordariomycetes; Hypocreales; Hypocreaceae.